CCUGAACUUCAGUCCACAUAGUAGCUGAGCUGAGUGAUGCUGUGGGAAUUGAGAUUUUUUAAAAAUGGCAGCUCUCUCAAGAAUACGGAAUUACAUCAUUUAAAUCAGAUCAUUUCUCUCUGAAUUCUGUUGUUUUCUUUAAUUGGCAGAGAAGUGGACCGCGGCACCAUGCCCGAGGUCUCUAAACUCAAGAAGCCCGACGUGAAGCUCGUCCUCUUGGGGGACAUGAACGUGGGGAAGACCUCUCUGCUCCACCGCUACACGGAGAGGAAGUUCAAAGACACUGUGAGCACGGUCGGAGGGGCGUUUUUCCUCAAACAGUGGGGGCCAUACAACAUCUCCAUAUGGGACACCGCAGGUCGGGAGCAGUUCCAUGGUUUGGGGUCCAUGUAUUGUCGUGGGGCAGCUGCCAUCAUCCUAACCUAUGACGUGACCAACUGGCAGAGCCUGGUUGAGCUGGAGGAGCGUUUUCUAUCACUAACAGACACUGCUAACCAUGACUGUAUUUACGCUGUCGUGGGCAACAAGGCAGAUCUGACUGACCUCACAGCCCAGUUACCACAGACUUCGGACUUGGGAGACCAAACCAAAAGUGAAGAGUCGCAGGUACUGUCAGCUUGUCCCACGCCGCCUGCAUCCCCUGUCUCCAUUUCUGGGGUACUCCUUCGCAAACAGGUUACCCACGACGAUGCUGUAGCUCUCUAUGGGCGAAUACUACGCUACAAAUGCUUGGAUGAAAAAAGCACCCUGCCUGCUGAGAAGAUGUGCUUUGAAACUAGUGCCAAAACAGGGUAUAAUGUGGACAGUCUUUUCGAGACACUAUUUGACCUAUUGUUACCCUCUAUUCUCAGGAAAAGAAAUGAGAACCAAGAGUCCCCAACUGUGGACUUGGAGGACUGUAGGACAAGUGGGGGAAAGCGGGGGAAAGCUUCCUGCUGCUAGGAGCACAUUUUUAAACAAAUACAUAUGCAAUCAAAGCACUAAAUAAAACUGUGAUGAAGAUUGUGUGAUAUACAUUUCCAA
Periophthalmus magnuspinnatus is the source of this 1023-nucleotide messenger RNA. It is a transcript of the gene rab20, whose product is annotated as RAB20, member RAS oncogene family. Gene Ontology annotation, biological process: intracellular protein transport. Gene Ontology annotation, molecular function: GTP binding; GTPase activity. Gene Ontology annotation, cellular component: endomembrane system. Bases 169 to 942 code for a protein of 257 amino acids. NCBI's taxonomy places the organism in Eukaryota, Metazoa, Chordata, Actinopteri, Gobiiformes, Gobiidae. The record is from RefSeq and is a predicted model, not a curated record. The transcript is spliced from 2 exons.